Molecule: messenger RNA, 1708 nt
Organism: Cicer arietinum (chickpea)
Lineage: Eukaryota; Viridiplantae; Streptophyta; Magnoliopsida; Fabales; Fabaceae
Product: WAT1-related protein At3g28050-like
Cellular component (GO): membrane
Molecular function (GO): transmembrane transporter activity
Source: RefSeq, a predicted model, not a curated record
CCCGGUGUAGUGCUCUAUACGUCACUAUUAUUAAUAAAUUAAUUAAUUAAUUAAUUGAAGCGCCCAAUAAGAGACUUGGUGAUAUCAUAUCUCUAAUUUGCAUUAUUAUCUUUAAAGUGAUACAACCAAAACAUGUCUAUUUGGAUGCCACACUCUACUGCUAGCCGUUGUUGUCUAGUUGUGGUGAGCAUUAAUUUGACAUAAAUUGUUCCUAAUUUACUCGACCUUUGAUAGAUUGAGGCUUGAGGGAAAAUAAUAAAUGGCAAUAAGACAUUGGUACAAGGAUUUGGUUCCUUUUGGUGCCAUGGUGAUCAUGGAAUGCGUCAACGUUGCUUUGAAUACUCUGUUUAAAGCUGCUACCUUGAAAGGCAUGAGUUACCAUGUCUUUGUUGUUUAUGCGUAUGCUGUUGCUGCUUUUGUACUGCUUCCUGCUCCCUUUAUCUCCCAAAGAUCAAGAGUACUUCCCCCUCUCAGUUUACCCAUACUAUGCAAAAUUGGUCUUCUUGGACUGAUCGGAAGUUCAUCUCAAAUUAUGGGCUACACAGGUAUCAGUUACAGUUCUCCUACUCUCUCAUCAGCGAUAAGCAACUUGGUGCCAGCUUUUACCUUCUUGCUUGCCAUCAUUUUCAGGAUGGAAAAGGUAGCUGUAAGAAGUUCAAGUAGUCAAGCCAAAAUAUUGGGUACCUUAGUAUCUAUAUCAGGAGCAUUUAUAGUGACACUUUACUUAGGACCGCCAAUCAUCAUUGCUCAUAGACCUUCACUUUCAUUUCAUCAACAAAUUAACACUCUUAAAUCGUUAGAUCAAAGUUGGGCCAUUGGUGGCCUUCUACUAAUAGCUGAGUAUAUAUUGGUUCCAUUAUGGUACAUUGUGCAGGUUCAAAUCAUGAAGGUGUACCCAGAUGAACUAACAGUUGUCUUCUAUUACAACUUAUGUGUAAGCAUUGUCGCUGCAGUUGUAGGUGUGAUUAGUGAGAAUAAUGCAAAUGCAUGGAAAAUAGGACUUGAUAUAUCACUUGCUUCCAUCCUUUGCUCGGGAUUUUUUGGAUCAUGCUUGAACAUUGCAGUUCACACAUAUGUACUACGUAUAAGGGGGGCUGUGUACGUAGCAAUGUUCAAACCACUAUCAAUUGUCAUAGCUGUUGCUAUGGGAGUCGUGUUCCUUGGUGAUACUCUCUACCUUGGAAGUUUAAUUGGAGCCACAGUAAUAUCAAUUGGGUUUUAUACCGUAAUGUGGGGUAAAGCAACAGAAGAAGUGGUUGAAGAUGUUACUAGCCACCAAACACCAACUACACAGAAUGUUCCUCUCUUGCAAUGCUAUAAAACUGAUCAGAGUUGAAACGAAAAUUCAUGCAAGUGUAUAAAAAAAGGAAACGAAAAACACAACUCUUAACUAGUGUUGUAGCAGCAGAGUAUCUCCCCUUCUAAGGAAAAAUCAUACUAUAUUUAAGAUUGUAAAUAAACAAUUCAACUGAAUGAGAAUAUCCUUUCACCAUGUAGCAAAGCAACACAAAUGUGACUAAUAUACCAAGCAAACUCUGCAAGUUGGUUGUACCAAUAAACAUAGAUGUGACUAUAAAGGCAAGGGAGCAACAUUUUUGUCUCUUGUAACCUAUGAAACUCAGACUCCGACACGGUCACUGACAUGUCGACAUGCUAAUGUACAAAGUAUAGGACAUCGAGAUGGAUAUAGAUAUUUAUUUCUUUACUA